This is a messenger RNA of Tigriopus californicus, 432 nucleotides long. RefSeq lists its product as uncharacterized. The record is from RefSeq and is a predicted model, not a curated record. Bases 1 to 432 code for a protein of 143 amino acids. The transcript has a single exon. Lineage: Eukaryota; Metazoa; Arthropoda; Copepoda; Harpacticoida; Harpacticidae.
AUGCCAAAUGAUGAAGACAUUCAAGACCAGUUCAUCGCGGCCGUCAGCCCCAAACUCCCGUCAUUUUGGCCCACGCGGGUCAGAGUUUGGUUCAUCCGUGCCGAGGCCGAGUUCAACCUCCGGAACAUCACCCAGGACGAGACCAAGUGGUCACUCGUCGUCGCCGCCCUCGACGAGACCACCGCUGGACGAAUCCUCAACCUUCUGGAGCACCCGCCGGCUACGGACAAAUACAGGGCCAUCAAGGACAAACUCACCGCUACUUUCAGCUUGAGCCGCCGGGAACGCGCGACGGCUCUUCUGAACAUCGGGGAGCUCGGCGACCGGAGGCCCUCUGAGCUGAUGGACGAGAUGCUAGCCUUGCUCGGCGACGAAACCAAGAACUUCCUCUUCGAGGAACUGUUCCUCCAGAAGAUGCCAGAGUCCAUCUGA